AUGAUGCUCACACUGAAGCAGCAGCCAGUACACUACGGCUACCGCCCCAUCCAUGAUUUGCCGACUCCGCCCUCUACGUCCCGAUCAUCGCCGCCGGUGACUGUACAGGAAACUACCCAGAAGCCUCUUCCCGCCAUUCCCAGGAAGAGCAGCCCAGCCCAGGGAAUGUCGCAGCAACCUCAUCGAGGACUGCCUUUACCGGCGGCAAUGACAUUGCCCCAACCAGCACCACCACAAGGACAGAACCACCCCCCGGGUCCACCUUUGCAUUCUCAGGCACAGCAGCAACAACAACAACAACAACCGCCACCACACCCUCCUCUUUCGCAGACGCUAGGUGCGUUGCCAGCACCACCGCAAUGGCAGGGGCCGGGUUCAGACGAGUCCAUGAGAAAUUGGCUGAUAGCCAAGACGGAGGAAGAGAGAAGGAGACAGGAAGAAGAGAAGACGCGGCAGGAAGGAUAUCGGUUGGAACAGAGAAAGCUCGAGCACGACAUGUUGCGAACGUCGCUGGACCGAGGUAUUCCUCCGCCCAUGGUGCCCGUAGUGUUCGCUGGGAUGAGCGGAGGACUGCUUCCCCAGGCGGCCUUGGAAUUUGCGCAGCAGUACCUAGUACCACAGCAAGGGCACCCACCGCAGCUGAUGCCAGCCCAGGGCCCUCUGUCGCCCGAACACCGGAGGGACUCGCAGUCGCAGCAAUACGCCUCGUACGCCGGCUCUGUCGGGGUGCCGUCUACCCCAGGCUCGGGUCCGGGUCCUCAAGGCGGGUUUGUGCCGUACCAGGGCCCGGGCUCGCCCACGAGAGCAAGAGCGCACACCAUGUCCAUGGCAGGGCAGGUGGGCCGAUCCCUCGGCAGCUCCCUGCCGCGCCUAAGCACCAACGAGCCAGGAGUUCCGCCUCACGGAGGGCACCCUCUCGGCCAGCAGCAGUCGGCACAGCAGCAGGAGACGCAGUCGCCAUCUAUCUACUUCCAUCACUGGCAACCACCGACUUCGCAGGCCAACGCGAGCGGAGGCUCCAACCAGCCCGCGACGCCAUCCGUGGACUCGCCGAGGAAGCGCAAGGCUACUGGGCCGCAACAACCAGCGCCUCUGCCCAGCACCCAAGCCAGAUACCGAUCGCCGCCGUUCAACCCCUCUGUUGGCGGUGGCGGGCCAUCGACCCUUGCCAACCCGCCUCCCGGUCGUCGGCGCGGCCAUUCGCGUCAAAGAAGCGAUUUGGCGUCCUACAGACCCCCGGGUCGCGGACGGGGCGACAGCUUUGGUCCGAAUCGGGGCAUGUCGCCCAGCGUCCACACGCCACGAGAAGCUGCACCAGCGGCAGCAUCUGCACCCUCAGCAACCGAAACAUCAUAUCAACGAUCAGGUGGCCACUCAGUUUCGUCGCUGCUGUCGGAAGAACCGUCGCCGCAUUACGCACCGGAGAUGAGGAGUCAGCCGCAGGGGGAAGCCGAGCGAAGACAAUCCCCGACGUCUUCCGAGGAGAGAUCGCGUGGUGGUGUCGCGGGAUCAGCGCUUCCGCGCGAGCGAGACAACGAGUAA
Molecule: messenger RNA, 1542 nt
Organism: Pseudomassariella vexata
Lineage: Eukaryota; Fungi; Ascomycota; Sordariomycetes; Amphisphaeriales; Pseudomassariaceae
Exons: 2
Coding region: 1-1542 (513 amino acids)
Source: RefSeq, a predicted model, not a curated record